AUGGUGCAUCAGGACCCGCAGGAGGUCGCCCAGCUUGUCAAAGCUUUAUCAGUCGCCCAGGGCCCCAAGAAGGAGGGGAAGCGAUUUUCUUGCAGAAAGUCGACCUUUCCUGUAGCGGGGACGCAGAAUAUCACGGUCGAUUCGUGGAAGUUUCAAGACUGGGAUUACAAGCGGGACGACCUUCCCACCUACGCUCGCGGUCUCUUCACUACUGUGACCAGGAAUGGGAGGUCUGAGAUAGCCGUUCGCGGAUACGACAAAUUCUUCAAUGUCGACGAAGUAAGUUCGACGAAAUGGGAAAAUAUUCAAACCAAUACCGUGGGUCCGUACGAGCUGAGUGUGAAGGAGAACGGGUGCAUAAUUUUCAUCUCAGGCCUAGAGGAUGGCUCUCUUCUGGUCUGCAGCAAGCAUUCCACUGGAGCCAGAGCUGACGUCAAUCUCAGCCAUGCAGUUGCAGGGCAGAACUGGGUGAGAAGACACGUCGAGUCCGUGGGGAAAACAGAACGGGACCUGGCGCUGGAGCUGCGUGCGAUGAAUGCGACAGCGGUCGGGGAGUUAUGCGAUGAUAGCUUUGAAGAACACGUCCUGGCCUACGAAGAAAAAGAUGCAGGCAUAUAUCUCCACGGUAUCAACUACAACGUGCCUUUCUUUGCAACUCUACCUGGCUCUGAGGUCCAUAGGUUUGCCGACCAUUGGGGCUUCAAAAAGGCCAAUUUUGUGGUAGAACAUGAUAUUUCAAAGGUUAAAGCCUUCCUAGAGGCCUGUGCAGAGACUGGCUCGUGGGAUGGCAGAGACACCGAAGGGUUCGUUAUCCGGUGUAAACAGCGACAGUCUCACUCUGGGCCAUAUAUCGACUGGUUUUUCAAGUACAAAUUUGAAGAACCGUAUCUUAUGUACCGGCAAUGGCGUGAGUGCACCAAAGCAGUCAUUGCUGGUCGACCUCCAAGGUACAAGAAACACCUGAAAAUUACAGAAGAAUACCUGACAUAUGCCCGGCGGCAGCUCCAGAGGGACCCUAAUAUUGGGAAGCGCUAUAAUCAAAACCAUGGUAUCAUCGCCAUGAGAGAAGGGUUUCUUAAGGAACGCGGCCUAAAGGGCUCAGAAAUCAUUGCCAUGGAAGCCGCCGAGGAAUCUGGAGGAACGGCUCCAGUGACAGACAAUGUUGUCCUUGUUCCGGUCGCCUCGAUCGGAUGUGGAAAAACAACUGUUGCCCUUGCUCUCGUCAAGCUCUUUGGCUGGGGCCAUAUCCAAAAUGAUAAUAUCCAAGGACGCCAGAAUCGACCCAGGAGAUUUGCCCAGGAGGUUUGUCGCUCAUUGUCGCUUCACAAGGUUGUUGUUGCGGAUCGCAAUAACCAUCAGAAGCGUGAAAGAAAGCAAAUUGUAGACGACAUUCGUCCCAUUGUUCCCGAGGCUCGAUUUGUGGCUCUGCAAUAUGUCCAUGAGCCCAAAGGCAAGCUUCUCAAUGGAAUUAGAAACGUCACUCGCCAACGGGUGCUCGAGCGUGGGGACAACCACCAGACCAUCCGCGCGGGGAGCAAGAGCCAGGACGAAAUCAUCUCCAUCAUGGAGGGGUUUUUGCACCGGUUUGAAGCUGUCAACACCGAUAAUGAACCCGAUAUCAAUUUCGAGGAGGUUAUUGAUCUCGAUAUCUUCUCAUCCUCACGGCAGAAUCUAGAAACCGUCGUCGCUACUCUUUACAAUGCUUACCCCGGACUGUUCGACAGACCCAUGCCAUCUGCAUCGGACAUGGACGACGCCCUUCACGCAGCCAUGGCCGACUACGCCGUGGACCUGAAGCACGACCUGAACUUCGCAGGCCCCAACAAGCCCGGCAAAGGCCCCAGCCACGGCCAGUCCGCACCAAACACCAUCGGCGGCAAGACCAUCGACCAACUCCUGAAGAAAGUCGAAUACUUCCGCAUCUCCCUCCCCACCUCCGAGAUCAACACCCUCCUCUCCUCGCUCUUCCACCCCGACACCCCCCCACACCUAUCCCGACUCUACAACCACCUCAAAAACUCGCGCCGCAUCCAGCCCUCCUUCCACGUCACCCUGGUCCACAAGGCCUCCUCCAGCGCGCACCCGGACGCCUGGGCGCUGUACACCAGCCUCUACGCCGGCGCGCUCCAGCAGCAACUCCAACUCCAGCUCCCGUCGCCGACGACCACCACCAGCCCCGCGCUGGGCACCGCGCGCGUGCGGCUCGAGCGCCUCGUGUGGAACGCACACAUCAUGGCGUUCGUGGCGCGUAUCAUGCCGGUGGACCACGGCGCGCAGCAGCAACAGCAGCAGUGUGUGCUGCCGGCCGACCUCGCCGUGUGGGCGUGCGCCAAUGCUAUCCCGCACGUCACGGUGGGCACGGCCGCGCCGGCGGUCAAGCCGCGCGAGAGCAACGACCUGCUGCGCGUGUGGCUGGAGCACGGCGCCGCGCCGGAUAGUGGGAUUAUGGAGCUGGAGGUGCCGGAUGUGAGGGUGCUGGAGGGCGUGGUGGGUGUGGUGUUGGGGAGGUGA
Messenger RNA from Ophidiomyces ophidiicola, 2511 nucleotides. RefSeq names its product tRNA ligase (gene trl1). Lineage: Eukaryota; Fungi; Ascomycota; Eurotiomycetes; Onygenales; Onygenaceae. The coding region runs from base 1 to 2511 and encodes 836 amino acids. Gene Ontology annotation, cellular component: nuclear inner membrane. Gene Ontology annotation, molecular function: RNA ligase (ATP) activity; GTP-dependent polyribonucleotide 5'-hydroxyl-kinase activity; phosphoric diester hydrolase activity. The record is from RefSeq and is a predicted model, not a curated record. Gene Ontology annotation, biological process: tRNA splicing, via endonucleolytic cleavage and ligation. The transcript has a single exon.